Molecule: messenger RNA, 3573 nt
Organism: Peromyscus leucopus (white-footed mouse)
Lineage: Eukaryota; Metazoa; Chordata; Mammalia; Rodentia; Cricetidae
Gene: Stxbp1
Product: syntaxin binding protein 1
Exons: 19
Coding region: 174-1958 (594 amino acids)
Biological process (GO): vesicle-mediated transport; intracellular protein transport; neurotransmitter secretion
Cellular component (GO): secretory granule; plasma membrane
Molecular function (GO): syntaxin binding
Source: RefSeq, a predicted model, not a curated record
GGCCGCUCGGCAGCCUCGCUCUGGCCCGAGUCGCGCCCCCGCGCCGAGUCCGCGCGUCAGUCGGUCCCGAGUGCGGCUGCGGGGCGACGGGCUGCAGACAGCGGGGCGCGCGGCCCGGGGGAGGUGACCGUGUCGCGGGAGGAGCGUCGGAGCCCGGAGACUCGCACAACGCCAUGGCCCCCAUUGGCCUUAAGGCGGUGGUCGGAGAGAAGAUCAUGCAUGACGUGAUCAAGAAAGUGAAGAAGAAGGGGGAGUGGAAGGUGCUGGUGGUGGACCAGUUAAGCAUGAGGAUGCUGUCCUCCUGCUGCAAGAUGACGGACAUCAUGACCGAGGGAAUCACAAUUGUGGAGGACAUCAACAAGCGCAGAGAGCCGCUCCCCAGCUUGGAGGCCGUGUACCUCAUCACCCCGUCCGAGAAGUCUGUCCACUCUCUCAUCAGUGACUUUAAGGACCCACCAACUGCUAAGUACCGGGCCGCCCAUGUGUUCUUCACAGACUCAUGUCCAGACGCCCUGUUUAACGAGCUGGUGAAAUCCCGAGCAGCCAAAGUCAUCAAGACGCUGACGGAGAUCAACAUUGCAUUUCUGCCCUAUGAGUCCCAGGUGUAUUCCCUGGACUCUGCUGACUCUUUCCAAAGCUUCUACAGCCCUCACAAGGCUCAGAUGAAGAAUCCAAUCCUGGAGCGCCUGGCAGAGCAGAUUGCAACCCUGUGUGCCACCCUAAAGGAGUACCCAGCCGUGCGGUAUCGGGGGGAAUACAAGGACAAUGCCUUGCUGGCUCAGCUGAUCCAGGACAAGCUGGAUGCCUAUAAAGCUGACGACCCGACAAUGGGGGAGGGUCCCGACAAGGCGCGGUCCCAGCUCCUGAUCCUGGACCGUGGCUUCGACCCCAGCUCUCCUGUACUUCAUGAACUGACUUUUCAGGCUAUGAGUUAUGAUCUGCUGCCCAUCGAGAACGACGUUUACAAAUAUGAGACCAGCGGCAUUGGAGAGGCACGGGUGAAGGAGGUGCUUCUGGAUGAGGACGACGACCUGUGGAUCGCACUGCGUCACAAGCACAUUGCAGAGGUGUCCCAGGAGGUCACCCGGUCUCUGAAGGACUUUUCCUCCAGCAAGAGAAUGAAUACUGGAGAGAAGACCACCAUGCGGGACCUGUCCCAGAUGUUGAAGAAAAUGCCCCAGUACCAGAAGGAGCUCAGCAAGUACUCGACUCACCUGCACCUUGCUGAAGACUGCAUGAAGCAUUACCAAGGCACCGUAGACAAGCUCUGCCGCGUGGAGCAGGACCUGGCCAUGGGCACAGAUGCCGAGGGGGAGAAAAUCAAGGACCCCAUGAGAGCCAUUGUCCCCAUCCUGCUGGAUGCGAACGUCAGCACUUACGACAAAAUCCGCAUCAUCCUUCUCUACAUCUUCCUGAAGAAUGGCAUCACUGAGGAAAACUUAAACAAACUCAUCCAGCAUGCCCAGAUCCCCCCGGAGGACAGUGAGAUCAUCACCAACAUGGCUCACCUCGGUGUGCCCAUCGUCACAGACUCCACACUACGCCGCAGAAGCAAGCCGGAGCGGAAAGAGCGCAUCAGUGAGCAGACCUACCAGCUCUCACGAUGGACCCCGAUCAUUAAGGACAUCAUGGAGGACACUAUUGAGGACAAACUGGAUACAAAGCACUACCCGUACAUCUCCACCCGCUCCUCCGCCUCCUUCAGCACCACUGCUGUCAGCGCCCGCUAUGGACACUGGCACAAGAAUAAGGCCCCCGGGGAAUACCGUAGCGGGCCCCGCCUCAUUAUCUUCAUCCUUGGAGGUGUGAGCCUGAAUGAGAUGCGCUGUGCUUACGAAGUGACCCAGGCCAACGGCAAGUGGGAAGUGCUGAUAGGAUCCACACACAUUCUCACCCCACAGAAACUGCUGGACACGCUGAAGAAGCUGAAUAAAACAGAUGAAGAAAUAAGCAGUUAAAAACAUAAGCCGCCCCCCAAAACCCUGGCUCCUUCCCACAGUGCUCUGCAGCUCCCCAGUGCGAAGCCUCCCCAGCCCUGCACGCCCUGGCCACCCCGUUGCCACGCUGAGUUCUUCUCCUGUGCGAAGACAUCCUACCUUGUCCUUUGAAAGCAAGAGUGUAUGUGUUGUUUUUUAAAAAUGAGUAUCUUCUGUACGUAUCCCACACGAAGUUCACGUGCACGCGCCACUGCAGAAGCGUCAGAACUCUGGACUGAGUGGACUCUCCUUAUUUAUGACCCUGUGACCUGUACAUAGCCCUGUGCCGUGUGCGCACAUUGCUUGAGUAUGGAAAGGUAGACACGUGGGUGUUUCUCAAAGCUUGUUUGGGCUCAUUUCUGGUUUUGUUGGGAAUCGUCAGGGGUCUGUCCCCCAGAUACUCCACGCUGAGGGGUGAUCUCCUCUCCGGUCCCUGCUCACCCCUGUUCUCAUGCACAGAGGCUGGGGAGUGGCGGUGAGCAGAGCUCUAGAGGCCAGCAUGGAACACGCCUCUUCUUUGCCCAGUGUUGCGGCUGUGGGUGGGGCUUAGGGUGUCCACAGGAAGCCAGACUGUGCGCCAGCCAGUUGUCGCCAGAGCCUGGCGCUACUCCCGACCUGUGUCCACAGUGCUCUAACCUGGGUUAAGUCCUCCAGCCUAAAUCCGCAUGUAGCACCCUCAGUUCCUCAAGAGAAGAGUUAGGCACAGCCAGCCCCCCGCUUUCCCAGGCUUCACGUAAGGGUCAGGAGUGAAGUCCAUGGGUUUGAUACCCUGGUCAGAGGGUGCUUUGCUCUGGAAAGGUUGUAGGCCUGAGGAACAGGGCCUGCUCAUCUUGUCUCCGCUCUGCAAGUGACAUCAGUCAGAGUAUCCACAAUUUGAGAUACUUCAUCACCUUAAUUUUGUGUAAUGUACAGUCAUAGGUCAUCGUGGUUGUAUGAGAAAAAUGAUCAUUUUAUUCUUUGUAUUAAAAUCGUCGCUGUAUAAAACAUAGCUAGCUAUAAAGCAGAAACUCCAGAAGCAGAUGCUGGAAGGAUGGUCUCCAUCCUCAGGACGCAGCAGCUCCCUGAGCAUGUCACUCACUCCGCUGCUGGCGUCGUGAAACAAAGACAGUGGAAGUCACAAAAAUGUCCCCAGCCCUGCCCCCCACCGCGGACUUGUGUGUUACUGCGUCUUGUGCUGUCUUCGCAAAUGUGGUCUACGCCUCCCUCCUCCCGCAGGUGACCUGUGCCCUCCCCCCUCCCUGGCUCUCUUAGUUCUUGGUCCCGCCCUCGUCCUUCCCCUCCAGUGACCUUGUUCCCCGAGGACCCAACCGUAGUCGCACUGGUUGAUUUCUUCUGUAGCUGCUUCUUUCGUCCCUUCCCUCUGGUCAAGCAAUGCUCAUGCUUCAGGACCUCGUUUGUCGAACAUGUGGGGUUUCCUUUAUGUUAUUUAUAUAAAUAAUUUCUCAAAAGGAUAUUAAAAAAAAAAGCUAGUCUGUCUUGAAACUUGUUAACUUGAAAUUCUCGAAUCUCAGUGUCUCGAGUAUGGAAGCACAACUGUGUACCGCUCUGUACCGUCCUGUACUGCAGAAUUGGAGUCUAAUAAAGACAUCAGCGCUCA